Molecule: messenger RNA, 1254 nt
Organism: Hyalella azteca
Lineage: Eukaryota; Metazoa; Arthropoda; Malacostraca; Amphipoda; Hyalellidae
Product: cell surface glycoprotein 1-like
Exons: 5
Coding region: 273-1214 (313 amino acids)
Source: RefSeq, a predicted model, not a curated record
UGGCCUUUUUACCACAUUUAAAAAAAAUUGCCCCUGAAAUGAUGGUUUUUACCUAGAAUUUCUUGUAGGUACUUACUUAUGUCUUGUUGCCUAAUAUAGGUAGUUCAAAAUUUUGUUCUAACUCUAGAAUUCUGUGUGAGUUAACACUGGGAACACAAUGUCUCAACAGGAAGGAGAUGCUGAGUAAAAACUUCUGGGCAAUCCUGCAAGUGACAGCAAAAGGUGAAGAGUAGCAGUUUGGUGUGCUCUUGGCACCAAGAUCAACGUUACCCAUGGACCCGGUCCCAGGACGUAGCGUCUAUCUUGUGGUUGAGACUUCAGGGGGUGCCCCAAAUCAGUCCAGUGAAGCUGCGCUGCAGAUUCCAGUGUCUAGCGUUCCACAACACACAUCCAUUCAGGUUGUUUAUCCAGCAACUGUAAUGCUCAUGCCCAAUCAGUCCAUUGUAACUGGCCAGUCCAUAGUGCCCACUCAGUCCAUUGUGCCCACUCAGUCCAUGCUUUCUCAGUCCUCGAUCCCUACUCAGACCAUAACUACUCGAGCCAUCCUACCCAAACAGUCCAUCAUGUCCACUUCAUCCAAUAUGCCCACUAAAUCCAGUGACUCACUGGGAGAUAAACUUCCCCAGUACAAUGAUCUAUUGGAUGCUCUACUCCCCGAGUCCAGUGAUCCACUGGAUGACCCACUCCCCCAGUCCAGCGAUCCACUGGAUGACCCACUGACCCUGUCCAGUGAUCCAUUAGAUGAUACUAUCCCCCAGUCCAGUAAUCCAUUGGAUAAUCCAAUCCCUCAAUCCAGUAAUCUAUUGGAUGAUCCACCCACUCAGUCCAGUGAUCCAGCAGUUGGCAGUCCAGCGCACACCCCCGAAGAAGUUGUAAUUUGUGACUACAAAAUGGAAGAGACGACGUCUCAAGAAAUCAAGUUGGAACCGCAGGACGAUGACAGCAAACAUUGCGGUGCUCAAACGCUGAUGGCAGGCGAUGUGCAGGUCAAAGAAGAAGCAAACGUCAUGGAAGACAUCGCAGCCAUGCAUCAGUUCUAUGCGUCUGAACGCUUAUUUGACAGUAAUACAAGCUUCCCGCCGGUGGGGGCAGCAAGCUGCGGGGGCGACUGUGAGGGUGGGGGGCUGCAGAAGAUAGAGGGGCGCAGGUUCUCGACGCUGUAUUUCUCUAAUGUAUACAGUGUACCCAGUACACCCAGUAUAGCAGUAUACUGACGUGCCCCCUGUACUCCAGGUGGGGGGCUGCAGAAGAUAG